UGCAGUAGGGGUAGUGAGGCACAGGUUGCCCAUAGAGGUGGUGGUACCCCGUCCCUGGAGACAAUCAAGACCAGGACAGGUGAAGCUAUAGGUGUUGCUGUUCACUGCAGGGCAGUUGGAUCACAUGGCCUGUAAUGAUCCCUUCCAACUAAAAGGAUUCUGUGACUGUAGUUGAUUAGGCAUAUAGAACACAGUAGCUACAUUAUUUCUCUUUUAUUUUAAAUGCAGAUGAUGCUGCACACAGUUCUGUUGUGUUUCCCAUGGGAGCUCUGUGUCACUGGUUAUUAAAACUGAGGAGCUUUUCUAAUAUCCAGCAGACUUUUGAAACAAAACCAUGCUCAGAGUCGUGAGGUACUGCUGCUUUCUGCAUCACUGAUUCCUGUGGUAUAUCAGGGGCAGUUUUCCUCAACACUAAUUAAAUGUGCUGAAUUAAAUUAAUAGGGCCAGCCUGGGAAUUAGAUAACCAAGCCAUUAGCCAAGGACAGUGAAACUGAGUAAGGAUUGUUUUAAUGGUUUUGAAUGAAAAACUCUCAGAUAAGAGUGGAGUCAGAUGUGUGCCAUGACAUGGCUCUUCCAUGGAAAGCUGCUUCCUUGGAAGUGAUUGCCUCAAAAUAUACAUCAGUGAGGGACUGACCCUAAAUGUUGCCGCUCUGUUUGUUGAGCACAUGCUCUAUAUAUGCUCCAUAUAUAUGUGCUCCAUCCUUUCUUGUCUCGUUUGGCUUCAGUGAUAUUUUUCCUAAAACCUGAAAUUCUUCAGGAAAUGUUUGUUGUGGUAUAUAUGAGGGAGAGUUAACAGCUUUCAAGUGUAGCUUUAAAAAAAUUAAAUUUAUACAGGCAGUAAAACAGGUUUAAAACAUGGGCCGGAGACCUUUUGGCUUUCAGUGUGACCAGGAGGCUCUGCUUCACUCUGAUCCAUUUCUUCUUGCAUAGGUUUAAACUUGCAUGCACAGAACCUCGUAACUGCAGCAGAAACGUUUUAGGGCAAAGUUGAAGAUGUUUUUGAAGGAGUGUAAAUGACAUCUGCUUUCAGCUUUUGGAGAAAAUACUUUUGGCAGCCCUCCAACUGCUUCUCUGCUUGCACCAUUUCUUUCCCAGUGGAAGCCUGUUUUCUUCCAUGGUUAACUGCUUUGUGGGCUUUUUGUACAGAACAGUCCUAACUCAGUUCUGUCUUAUGGCUCUGCUGCCAGGUGCUAGUUUUUUGUUUGGUGCUUUCUUGUGAGGGCUGUUUGUUUUGCUUUGAAGGAAAGGAUAAACUGACCUAAAGAGCUUAGCUGCGUUAUUUUGUGCAUUCAGAAGCUCUGCUCUUUUAGAUACUUUUUGUGGAUAUGAAAAUGUGGAAUCCAAGCUUUGAAAUAGAGAUUUUUAUCAACUUCUUUUAAAUUUUAUUUUGAAAGUAUGAUCUAUAUCCAGGUGAAUUUUAUUCUAAACAUUCAUUGUCGUUUUUCUGAUACAACUGCAUGCUUUCCUUAGUGUUAUAUUUUUUAUUUAUUGUAGAAAUAUUACUAUCAAAAUGACCCCUUCAGAAGGAACUGUGAUGCACUGUAAGACAAUUCUGGCUUAAGAGAUUAAUGACAAACGUGUUUCUAAAUGAAAAGAAAAAGAUAAUAAAAAUGAACAUAGUCAAAAAAAGCGAAGUGCCCCAGAAUUCCUGUGCAGUGUCAUUCAGGUAGACUAAUAACAGCUACACCUGUUGCCUCCCCUCCCCUCGCCAGCAUAAUUGUCUACGUAGCAUAUAACUGCUAAGAAAUUGCCAUUUCCAUAUAGAAUAAUGUAUGGAGAUUUCCGUUACUGUAUUUCCUUUAGAUUUGAGUCAUUUCCUAGAGCUUCUAUGUAGUAACUUUCUUCUCUGAUGAUAUACCUUAGAAUUUCUUUUACAGUACGUCAUCAAAAAGUUAAACCUUAAGCAUGCUUCCAGCCGCGAGAGGAAGGCAGCGGAGCAGGAGGCACAGCUGCUAUCCCAGCUGAAACACCCCAACAUAGUGGCAUACCGGGAAUCCUGGCAGGGCGAGGAUGGGCUGCUGUACAUCGUUAUGGGCUUCUGCGAAGGAGGAGACCUGUAUCACAGACUCAAAGAGCAGAAGGGCAAACUUCUGCCAGAAAAUCAGGUGGUAGAAUGGUUUGUCCAGAUUGCCAUGGCAUUGCAGUAUUUACACGAAAAACACAUUCUUCACAGAGAUCUUAAAACUCAAAAUGUGUUUCUGACAAGAACAAAUAUAAUCAAAGUGGGUGACCUGGGAAUAGCCAGAGUGUUGGAAAACCAGUGUGACAUGGCCAGAACUCUGAUAGGCACACCAUACUACAUGAGCCCUGAGCUCUUCUCUAACAAACCCUACAACUACAAGUCUGAUGUUUGGGCUUUAGGCUGCUGCGUUUAUGAAAUGGCCACUCUGAAACAUGCAUUUAAUGCUAAAGACAUGAACUCUUUGGUUUAUCGAAUUAUUGAAGGAAAGCUGCCACCCAUGCCGAAGGAUUACAGCCCACAGCUGGUAGAAAUAAUACAAACCAUGCUCAGUAAAAAACCUGAGCAGAGGCCUACUGUGAAAAGCAUACUGAGACAGCCAUAUAUCAAGCACCAAAUUUCGUUGUUUUUGGAAGCCACAAAGAUGAAAGCAGCCAAAAGUCAUAAGAAAAUGGCAGAUCCUAAACUUAAAGAUUCUUCUUCUGUGGUCCCAGUGAAGAAUGAAUCUCAUAACAAGAACACUGUACCCCCAAACAGUUCCUCUGAGCGAGGGAGGAAAUGCAGAGCUAAUGAAGAAGACUGUGCCAUCAAAUAUAAAGCCAGCAAGUUUUGUCCAUCAGAGAAACCAGCUGUUGAGCUGAGUGCAAAACCAUGCAGUAAUGAUUUGGACAACUUGGGAGGCUCCUUGGCUACGAUUAGUGGAGUGAAUAUUGAUAUCUUACCAUAUGAAAAGAAAAACUUUGGAAGUGAAAAGAAUAGCAGUGAGCAUAUUCCAGAGAGCAAUAAAGCAAAGUAUGUGAAUGCUUCAGGGAAUUCUGAAAUAAUAUCCAGUAAUCCUCCAAUGAAAACUGAUGGACUACAGAAAAAGACAAAGCAAGCUUCUAAAGGGGGAAGUGUUGACUCUAAGCACUCAUCUGUUGAUGCUGUGGAAGAUGAUGAUGACACUUUGAAACUCCUGCAGCCUGCAUUGAAAGACCAAAAGCAAACUGACGUGGAUGUUGUCUAUCACGGAGCUUCAGGAGAUGCUCAGGAAAAAAUUACCUCUCAAUUACAGCCUCCUGGUUCUACUCAUGAGCCCUCUGUCUCACGGCAGCAAUGGCAGAAGAAAAGAGAGCUGGCUGAAGUCUGUUCAGAGAAGUUCAGAGCAGUUUCUCCUCGGCCUUUACCUUUUCCUGCUGAUGUGAAUGUGAAGACAGCACAAAGCUGUGCAGAGGAGCAUAUUGCCAAAAUCUCUGCACCUGCCAGUAGCACCAGAACCAGUCAAGAUGCCAUUGCAAAGGAGAGGCCUUUGUCAGCGAGAGAGCGAAGACGGCUGAAGCAGUCUCGGGAAGAGAUGUUUCCUUCUGUGAUUCCAGCAAGACGAACAGGAAGUAGUGCAGUAGUUGAAGGAAAAUCACAUGUGGAAAAUCGUGUUAAAGUUGCUCAGUCUUCAUCAGAUCCCAGUACUUCUCAGAAAAGCAGAGAAACCCACUGCCUGUCUGAUGAUGAGCUAAGCUCUUCCACAAGCUCUACAGAUAAAUCUGAUGGAGAUUCCAAGGAAAAAAAAAGCAGUGUGAGUGAAGUGAAUGAGCUGGUGCAGCUAAUGAUUUGGACACUGAGAAUGGACCCUAAGGAGAACUCUGAGUGCUCUGUAACUUCAACUCCAGCCCCGGAGUUUAAACUUCAUAGAAAAUACCGAGACACUUUGAUUUUGCAUGGAAAAUCAUCGGAGGAAUCAGAGGACUUCAAAUUUGAAGAGAUUCCUUCAGACAUGCUAUCAGGUCCUGAAAAGAUGAGGAGAAUGGUUGAAGUCCUGAGAUCUGAUGUGGUGCGAGGACUGGGAGUGAAACUUCUUGAGAAGGUGUACAGCAUUAUGGAAGAAGAAGAUGAAGUGAAGAGAGAGCUGCAGUUGCGGGAGCACAUGGGAGACAAGUAUGUGAGUUACAGCGUGAAGGCACGCCACCUGAAAUUCCUUGAAGAAAAUGUGGAGUUCUGAGCAGAACCUUUUCCUGAGCAAAGAGGACAAAGCUUUCUAUCUUGUCUGGAUUGGAUCAGCUUGAAGAGCGUGUUUCUUCACUGACCUCCUUUGCUGGAUAAACUUGCAAAAAACAUUAUUACUACAAAGUAUAUUUUUCAUGUUAAAAUGCAGACCAGCCUAUUGCUUUCUCAGAAGAGAAACUUGGUUUAGUUUUUAUUCUCUUAAUUAAACUUCAUUUUUUCUAUAGGGCUGCAUACUAAGCUUUGUAUAAAAGGAGUGUCCAAAAAAAACAAAGUGUGUGUGACU
This is a messenger RNA of Meleagris gallopavo (turkey), 4442 nucleotides long. Lineage: Eukaryota; Metazoa; Chordata; Aves; Galliformes; Phasianidae. The record is from RefSeq and is a predicted model, not a curated record.